AAUCAAGUUUAAUUAUUCAUUCAUGUCAAAUGUGUGAAAUAUCAAACAACUAAACUCGAAAUUUGUUAUUCAUUCGUGAUUCGAUCCUGUUUUUCAUCUUAUUUCUUUAGUUUUUUUGAAAAUUAUAUACCUAAGAAAUUGUAACGAAUAUGGAGAAACCUACAGUCACCGAGCAACCACCACCAUACUCGGCAACUAUUCCUCAAGGACCACAAACCGGCCCCAACAAUCCUGCAGGCCAGCCGGGUCAAGGGGCUUAUCCCCCUCCUCCGCCUGGCUACACACCAUACAAUGCCCCACCAGGGAUGGCAUAUGUCCCCAACUAUGGGGCUACUAACAUAAUCAUACCCCCGGCUAUUAUAACUGUGGGAGCCUGUCCAGCCUGUCGUGUAGGUAUACUAGAAGAUGACUUCACAUGCCUCGGGAUUCUAUGCGCUAUCCUCUUCUUCCCUCUCGGAAUUCUAUGCUGUCUCGCUCUAAAGAACAGAAGAUGCUCGAAUUGUGGCGCUAUGUUUGGAUAGUUGGAAAGUAUUGGAUGAUUCCUAGUUUCUAUAAUCAGGAUGUGAGAAAAAUCAAGCAAUUUCUUGUGUUUGAUGUUUUGUUACAUUAAGAAAUAAAGACACAUUGAAGGAUUUUCGAAGAGAUUUAUUUGUUGUAUAAUUAAUUCGGGAUAACGCGUGUGUGGAGGUGGCGUGACGGAGGUAGUGUUCGAGUCAGGAAAAAUAAUAUAAUAACUAAAUCGAUUUUGAAAUCCGUUAACAAGUGUUUUGCUUCUACAAAAUUCAAGUGGUUUAACUCGAAAGUAGUGAAAGAUACACAAAUCUAAAUCAAAUAGGUUUAUUCCUGGUUAUAGGAACUAAAGCUCACAAGUUGUAGUUUAAAUGUAUUGCCACUACUAUUGCUUUAAAAUGAUAUCAUAUAGAACUUCAAUUGACUUAAAAUCAGAUGUUAUAAAUGGAAAGUUAAUUUAACUAAAAAUAUUAUGCUGUAAGAAUAAAUUUGUGUAGUACAAAUAUCAAUGGUUUUGCAAAAUAAAGGAUCUCUCUGCUAUGACAAUGUAUAACGAACAUUCUGCAUGUGGAGUCUGUAUAUUUACAUUACAACUUCAUAAUUAUGUAUUUACAUAAUUCAUAUUAUUUUUAUAUUACGUCCAUGUAAAUGAUUAAGCAAUUUUUAAAUUUGUUGCAAAAUAAAUAUUCAUCAAUUUGUAAGUCUUGUGUCUUGAAAUUGGUCACAUAUAGUGAUGAAAUUGUAUUUUAGUAUCUAUCAUCAAUAACGUAACUCGCAAUAAUAAGUAAGGUUGCCAUUUGAAUGUUACUUAUUAUUGUAUACUUAUAAUUCAUAUUUUGAAUGUAUAAAUUAAUAAAGCUGCCGUUGAUAAAAUAUGAAUUUUUAAAGUGCCAGGUUAUAUAUUAAAUUUUAAUCAUAAAAUGCUAUUCUACCGUUAAGUUAGUGGUAGUAUAGUGCUAAAUUGUAAUAUUAAUUAUUUUAAUUCAUACAACAAGACUAGUAACUGUUUCAGGUAUUUAUGUAUUAUUUAUCAUCACUAAAAUAUUUAUACAACAAUAAUAGUUAAAAAAUAUUCAAAAUCCAAAGAGCAAUGAAUGCCGGCCGUGAGAAGAUAUCGCUGUGCUGUAUCUAUCUUUUUCUAAGCACCGAAAAUUUCUAAUUCUUUUUUCACGCCAACUCCCUUUAAGACUGAGAAGUGAGAGACGCCUUUUCUUUUUCUAUUUGAGAGAUAGCGAUGACCGAUGAGCGAAGCCUGGCUCCAAUAAAUAAUAGAAUAAUAUCUCUAUGGGUAAAAUACAUUCCACGUGACAAUAGUAAAGCAUAGACUACAAUAUAACUGAUAUGAAUCAAAAAAGAAUAAUAUGAAUAUAAUAUUUGUAUAUUUUAUAAGUUUACAUUCUGUAAUAGAAAUGCUAUAUUGACAUAGAUCAAUAUUGUUUAUUUCUCUUUGAAAUAAUUAAGUAAUAUUGUGUAGAAAUAAAUCAUAGAAUAUAACAAGUGGCCUUUAUAAAAUUUAAAUAUUACGGUUUCUACGAAUCUUCGGUUUGUCAUCUAUAUAAAAAUGUUACUUUAGAAUACAUAAAAAUAGAUGAUUAAUUAUUAAUAUUGUAAGCAAUAUGUUAAUAUUAUAUGUCAUAUAAAUUGUGCCUCUUAGUAGUAGGAUAUUAAUUAUUAUAAUAUUAGAUUGUGGUCAAUUUAGUAAUACAAUACGAUGUUACGAUGUAUCACAUGGAAAAUAUGGCUGUAACCACAAUGAUUCUAUGUUUUUCACUUCAAUGUUUCCCCUUUUAUUAUUCUUUAUCUAUUCUGUAGAGACUAUAAAAAAUAGUUUGGUGUUAAUGUGAAUGUUAAUAUGUUGUAUUCAUAUUUACGUGAUUUUUAUUAUGAAAAAAUCUUAUUGUUUUAUUGAAGUUUACUCUUCUUAAAUUUAACUUUAUGUGUGUUUUUGUCAAAUCGUAAUUGUUAUGAUUUCAGGUAAAAAAUGAUAUUGAUAAACAAUAGUAAUUUUUAUCUGUUGAAACAUUCUUUUAAAUCGUCUGUUAUUUAUUUAUAAAUAUAAGGAAUGUUAUUUACAUAUUGUUUAUGUUUCUAACAUAUUCUUCAGAGUUUAAUACAUGCAAUCACCCGUAAGAAUUUAAUACUUGUAUUGUAUUUGAAAAUUUGUACUGUGAUUGUACCAAACUUAUAAUUCGAAAUAAAAAUAUUUUUUAAUUUUAU
This is a messenger RNA of Zerene cesonia (dogface butterfly), 2727 nucleotides long. RefSeq names its product brain protein I3. The record is from RefSeq and is a predicted model, not a curated record. The transcript has 2 exons. NCBI's taxonomy places the organism in Eukaryota, Metazoa, Arthropoda, Insecta, Lepidoptera, Pieridae. Bases 150 to 521 code for a protein of 123 amino acids.